AUGAACGCUGGGCAACGUCAGGCGGCUGGCGCGAUGAUGGCACCCGGGGGCUGUCAGGCCUACGCUCCUUGCGGCCCCGAAGGGCAUGCAGGUUAUCAGCAACAAAACGGAAGGUCAUAUUCGCAACAGUAUGACGCCCAACAGGCAACUGCUCGAGGGUACACAACUCAGCAAGUACAGUACAGAAAUCCACAUCCUUCAGAGGUGGCUCCGUCGAACGUCGUUCAGCAGCAAGCGUCUGUGCAACAUCACGCCAGCGGCCAGCAGCCGGGGCCGCACGACGCAGCCGCUGCCGCCCAGCAGCACAACAGCGGCGCUCAGCACCCCGUCUCGAGCUCCCAGCAGGAGGGCCAACAGCGGAAACAACAUCACUCGUCGAAGCCGACUGCAAGCAUGCCGAGGCCCCAUUCAGACUGGCAAAUCCCCGACCGCUAUGAAAUCCGCCAUCUCAUCGGGACAGGGUCAUACGGCCACGUAUGUGAAGCUUAUGAUAAACUCGAGAAGCGAGUGGUUGCCAUCAAGAAAAUCCUCCGCGUUUUCGAGGACCUCAUCGACUGCAAGCGCAUCCUGAGGGAAAUUGCGAUCCUGAACAGACUGAAUCACGACCAUGUAGUCAAGGUGCUUGAUAUUGUCAUCCCGAAGGAUGUGGAGAAGUUUGAUGAACUCUAUGUCGUCCUCGAGAUAGCGGACUCGGACUUCAAAAAGCUCUUUCGCACCCCGGUGUACCUUACGGAACUUCACAUAAAGACUCUCCUCUACAACCUCCUCGUUGGUGUGAAGUAUGUCCAUUCUGCUGGCAUCCUCCACCGCGACUUGAAACCCGCUAACUGCCUGGUCAACCAAGACUGCAGCGUCAAGGUCUGCGAUUUCGGCCUUGCGAGAACCGUGGACUAUCCUGAGCACGGGAACUCCCAACUGCCAAUCUCUCCUCGCGAGGACGACAUGAAUCUCGUCACUGUUCCACACACCAAGAACCUCAAGCGGCAACUUACUGGGCACGUGGUCACGAGAUGGUACCGCGCGCCAGAGCUAAUUCUGUUGCAGGAGAACUACACCGAAGCCAUUGAUGUGUGGUCUAUCGGGUGCAUCUUCGCUGAACUCCUCAAUAUGAUUAAGGAAAACGUGGCGUAUCACGCGGAUCGAGGUCCCCUAUUUCCAGGCUCUUCGUGCUUCCCUCUUUCUCCCGACCAGAAAGCUGGGAACGACUUUAAAUUCCACACUCGCGGCAAUCGCGACCAGCUGAACGUCAUCUUCAACAUCUUGGGGACUCCGAGUGAAGAGGAUAUCGAGGCACUGGAGAAGGAGGACGCGAAGCGGUACAUUCGCAUUUUCCCAAAAAGAGAGGGCACGGAUUUAGCUGAAAGGUUUCCGGCUUCCUCUGCUGACGCGCUCCAUCUCCUGAAAAGGAUGCUGGUUUUUAAUCCAAAUAAACGCAUCACGAUCAACGAAUGCCUUGCCCAUCCUUUCUUUAAGGAAGUGCGAAUCGCCGAAGUUGAAACGAAUGCCACGGAGAAAGUCCGCUUGCCUUUCAAUGACUGGAUGAAUAUGGAUGAGCCUCAACUACGAUAUGCAUUCGUCAAGGAGAUCCAGCGGUACCAUCCAGAGAUUCAGUUGCCUAGGCGUUCACCAAAUCGUGCGAGCUCAUAG
Neospora caninum is the source of this 1647-nucleotide messenger RNA. Its product is annotated as putative CMGC kinase, MAPK family. The record is from RefSeq and is a predicted model, not a curated record. Bases 1 to 1647 code for a protein of 548 amino acids. Gene Ontology annotation, molecular function: MAP kinase activity; ATP binding. Lineage: Eukaryota; Apicomplexa; Conoidasida; Eucoccidiorida; Sarcocystidae. Gene Ontology annotation, cellular component: nucleus; cytoplasm. The transcript has 10 exons. Gene Ontology annotation, biological process: intracellular signal transduction; protein phosphorylation.